AUGGUGUACUGCAAGGUGACUGCUGCGGUGUGCAAGCAAUGCAACGCCGUCAACUUCCUCGGCUGCCGAGAGCACCGCGAACUCCUGACCCGCGUCUACGCCAAAGAUGAAGUGCACACCACGUGCAGCCACAAGAAGUGCACGACCAACUCGUACGCGUCCAAGUUCCCCUGCGUCUCCUGCAAAGGCACGGUCUACGACGUCUAUCGGUUGACUGUGUCAAAAAACGAAGUCGACGGCACCAUCGGCGCAUUCCACAAGCGGGCGGGCGGCAAGGCCAUCACAGGCAUGCGCAUGGACUCGUGCCUGCUGGCAUGCAUGGAAUGCUCGUGUCUGGUGUUCCCGGUCAUCGGGAAGCGCCUGUGUGUGCUCGACUCGGGCGGCCAGCUGCUCGAUGGUGACGACCAGCCGAUCGACCUCAUGAGCUGGAAGGCCAAGCUGCCCCACUGCAAGAAGCGGUGCCCCGGCACCGCCGACGGACCGUUCGCCCGCAUCGACGUGCGCCUCGACUUUGGCGAACUCGAAUUCUUGCAGGACAUGCUCAAGAAUGAAGGGGACAGCAAGUGGAAGGAGUUCUUUUUCGAGGGCAAGUACGGCUACGAGAAGCGGGCCGAAGGGGACGGGGGUUGA
Molecule: messenger RNA, 630 nt
Organism: Acanthamoeba castellanii str. Neff
Lineage: Eukaryota; Discosea; Longamoebia; Acanthamoebidae
Exons: 6
Coding region: 1-630 (209 amino acids)
Source: RefSeq, a predicted model, not a curated record